This is a messenger RNA of Fimicolochytrium jonesii, 1710 nucleotides long. RefSeq names its product ATP-NAD kinase-like domain-containing protein. The record is from RefSeq and is a predicted model, not a curated record. The transcript has 3 exons. The coding region runs from base 300 to 1511 and encodes 403 amino acids. Gene Ontology annotation, cellular component: cytoplasm; membrane; intracellular membrane-bounded organelle. Gene Ontology annotation, biological process: sphingosine biosynthetic process. Lineage: Eukaryota; Fungi; Chytridiomycota; Chytridiomycetes; Spizellomycetales; Powellomycetaceae.
ACCAUUUCGAGCGCAUUGAUCUUUGGAGCUGCAAGAGUGGCGCGACCAUCGCCUCCUCUGAAAACAACGAAAAGCGGAGAUGUGCUGGCCAGUGAAGCCAGCCGGUUACAUAGGGACUCCAACGCCGCGGGACAGUCGUCGUACUGGGCUUUGACAGCCGUGGAACUGACGAAUGGCAGCUUUUCAAAACGACCUGGGAUCCGUCGCAUUUUGUUUGAGAGCUUGACGCAGGCGAAGGGCGGCGUGGAGUCUGCCAUUCAAGCUGUCCAGGCGACGGCUGGUUUGAAGAGAAGUACGUCAUGUGCCCAUUUUGGCCAGAGUCAACCUUCCAUGUGACAUUGGUUAUUCACCGUGCGAUUCGCUAUGCAGGCACGAAACCGGUACUCCUUCUGGUGAAUCCUUUCGGCGGGACAAAGCGAGGAGUGAAGAAUUACGAGCAAUAUGUUAGACCUAUGCUGCACUUGUCCGAAACGCCCUUCGAAUUGAGGAAAACGACACAUCAGCAGCAUGCGACGCAGAUUGCCCAGGAGAUUGAUAUUGACGCGUACUCUGCUAUCGUGACGAUCAGCGGCGACGGGGUGUUUCACGAAGUGGUUCAUGGCCUGCUAUCCCGACGUGAUUGGGAACAGGCGUCGAAGCUUCCCAUCGGGCUAAUCGGAAGUGGCACCGCCAACGCCCUGGGGAAGAACUUGAUGUGCGGAUCUAUAGAGUUGGCCACCUUGGCCGUUAUCAAACUGCGAACGCGACCCAUGGACGCCUUCUCCAUCACACAAAACGACACCGUGACGUACUCCCAUUUACAGCUCAUGUGGACUCUGCUGGCAGAUGUCGACUUCGAGUCGGAAGCAUACAGAUGGCUUGGCGCCGAACGCAUGACGGUCGCGGCCGUCAUCCGUCUCAUCCGCAUGCGAACAUACCAUGGCAAGCUCUACCUGCUUCCAAGCGACAAAGCGCAUGGCGCAGGCCCGUCCAGAUCAAGUUCCCCGACACCCAAGGGAAACUCACCAUCAUCACCCGCAACAUACGGCCCACAACGCAUCUAUACCGCCGACCCCAAGGCCCACCUUUCAUGGCCCACCAUCAUCGACUCCUCCUUCAACUACUUCGUCGCCACCAACCUCCCUUGGAUUUCAGAUGACUUCAUCGUGACCCCACACGCCCGCAUCGCCGACGGCGACAUCCACGUCGUAUGGUCGGAAAAGAUGUCCUUCCGCGAUGCCCUGCGGCCGCUUCUCGAUCAGGGCACCGGUGCCUACAUUGCUCAGCCUUCAGUGAAAGCCGAACGGGUGAAAGCUCUAGUAUUGGAGCCGCAGGGAUGGACGUGGGAUAAGGAGAGGAAAGCAGGAUCGAAAAUGCACGAGGGGGAGUUCAUGGAUGUCAGUGGGGAGAGGGUACCUUAUGUGACCACCAAGAUGGAGAUACAUCCUGGCGUAUUGAACGUCCUGUGUCCGGACUGGUUGGAUGAGAGCGCGUGGACCCGCGCGUAUGAGAAGGCUACCAGGGGUUCAUAAGCGGAUACGGAAGUACGCUGAAGCUGGAAUGGCUGAAACCAUGGAACUUGUGCACUUUUAUUCCUGUAAACCUACUCUGUAUAAUUGGACUCUCAGCCCUAUGCUACAUUAUGUAACUAGUCUAUGUAGCGUACAAACACGUGCUUCGCUGCACACGGCAGGAUGGUGAAGUGAGUUCCCAUAAAUAUCUUCGAGUAGU